AUGCAUAUUGAGGAGUUUUCAAAGGCAGCUUUCGGCUCGUCCAUCUUUAUCAUCAUAGUUUCGCCAAUGACAAUCGUGGCCAACAGUUUGCUUCUUGUAACUUUUCUCGUCGAUCCACUCAAGAUUUUCCGCAACCCAACCAGCUACUUUCUCAUCGGUUUGGCCAUCGUGGAUCUCCUAACAGCACUGAUACAAGAACCUAUCUAUGCCACCUGUUUCAUGCUGAUGUACUUUCAGCAUCCUUCGUGGACGAAAUGCGAAUCUUGGAUGAAAUUUGCAGCGUAUUUUUCGGCAUUUCCAAUCUCAAUAUCGGUAUCCAUCGUUUUUGCCUUUACAUUGACACAGUAUAUCAUGGUGGCAUCGCCUCUGAAGUACGGCCGCAUGAUUACAAAGAAAAAAGCUUUCAUUGGCGUUGUGGCUCUAUACCUCUAUCACACGCUUAUCUGUUGUUUACCUCUAAUGGGUGUUCCACAGAAGACCAUGGACGCCAUCGGCUUAUUUUUUUACAACUACGCUGUUGUUCUUGUUACCAUCGUGGUAUACAUUAUUCUUCAUUACACCAUGAAAAAGAAGAUGAAGGCAGGGCGCUCACUCCAAAACGAAAGUUCAUCCACUUCUCGCGAAGAAGGAAGACACGUUCAGAUGCAGCGAAGCUUUGUCCGUUUAAACGUCGUUCUUCUCAUUAUUAUGAUCAUGUCUUUCCUGCCUUCAGUUAUACUCAUGACAAUCAGAUUUUUUCUGGACGACAUAUUUACUGCUCGGUAUGGGAUACGGGUUCUUGUUGUAAAUUUGAUGACCGAUAACCUGCUUUACCUGAAAUUUCUGUUAGAUCCAAUUGCUUACGCGUGGCGUAUGUCCAAGUACAGGAAGUCUCUGAAAAGCACCGUUUAUCGUAAUAAAGAUAAAGGGUCUAGCAGAAGUGAAAACGAGACUAAAAUCACAGAUGCAAGAUGUCAGAUAGGUGAACUGGCAAGUGCUGAACUGAACAGGUCAGCGAUAACUUUACUCAGCUUUAAGAAUGUCAGCACAGAUUAAGGGUAGACCCUCUCCUGUUUUUGUGCACAUUAGCGGUGAUAAAUGAUGAAUCAGACAUCUCCUAUGGUUAGAUUUAAACCUAUCACAACUGAGAAAUUCACCCUGAGUCGAACGCAGUGUUCUAAAAUCACAAUAAUACUCAUGCUUCCAAGCCUAUAUAACUAAGGGUGGCAGCAGCUCAACAACUCAUGGUCACUAUUCUGGACAGCUUUACCGCAAGCAAAGGAAUCUUGCCACGAACUCAUUCGAUGUGGAUGUAGAGCCUCACGUAGAGGACAAUACAAGUGCUUAAAAGCUAAUUUGGCAUGCACUGGUUUGUACAGCUGUGGCGGCACAAACCAACAACCAUAAAUAUUUACAACGGUGUCACUAACGACUAGUGUAGAUCGGGUAAGAAUCGGGCAGUACACCAAUCGUUUGUUGAAUUUCGGUUAGAGAUGAGAACAGUUUAGGAUUUCACCUAAAACGCCGUUCAGAAAAGUGUAGCUGAGAAAUUUACCGCAGGCAUCCUAAGUUGUUAACCAAAGGUUAUUUACAAUAUCUGGUUAAAUUUACUAAAGUAACGGAAGAGAACGUCAAAUCAAGUAGAGACAUAUGCUUCAUGUUUCUAAGAUAAAGAAGUUUUACCAGUCAUGAUUCAGAAAAUAAUGUAAACAGGUAUAUUUAACGUUUAACCUCAGGGCCUCCAAACAUUAUGAUAAAUAUCAUAGAGGAUAGUCAAGUAAUAUCAUACGAUGAAUAUGAAUAGAUAGAAAAUGACUCGGUGGCUAUGUUUGAAGGCUUUUUUCACCAAGCAAUGUCGUGUAAGAGGACUUUUUAUUUUUAGCCUCGUUUCCAUGCUAGCGAACUUCUGACAUGCGUGGUUCUCAUCUCCAGAAGUUAAAUUGAAUUAGCCUUUAUCAGAAAAUUCUAGUCUAAGGGUCAUAAGUGCUGUGACAACGUUUCAUGCUUUUAUCAUUAAUUUGAACAAUUUUGGUCGAUAACCGCGAGACCACAUAAGGAUGUGCCUAACAUAAUAUAUAUUACUUUAUGAUCAUAUCAUAUCUUAUUCACAAAUACGCAUCAGCAUGGAAUACCAAGGUAAAUAACAGAACAUCCUAGAAUGCUAUUCUAAACAAAAUACAUGUUUCAAAAUCGAAUCAACAAGUUUUAUGACAUUAGCAAUAGCACUGCUUUCCGAGGAAAAAGCUUUAAAAAAAAUAAAAUUAGGCUUCUCUCAAGCAAGAAAAUAGACGAGUUUUUCUCAGCAUAAUCGUUUGUAACCUGCUAUGAGGGGUUUUCUUGACAUGUGGCUUUCGACGACUACCAAAAUAAACCUCGAUACAUUAAACAGUUCCAUAAUUUUGGAAAUUGUUGUCAACACUAUUAAAAAUGGAGUACAUUCUGUUGACACAAACGUUUUAGCAGGAAAGAGGUGGUGAAAGAAUUUGUAACUAUGGAUCUUAAUCACGAGAACAUUCCCCUGCCUCUUAAGCCAAAGAAAAUGAAUUCGCCUCAGGAGCUAUAAAAGAUGUUGACCUUCGAGUACUUAUCAUCUUCGGCUCGCAUUUAUAAAAUACCAUCAUAGGUGAGUCAAAUUACUCAAAAUAAUUCAUAGUCUGCUUUGUACCAUGCAAAAUCCCCCAAAAUGAGUGGUGAGAUAUCUAAAGACGCUUUCGUAAUUUAUCUUUUCAUCUAUAUGCUAUGUUUGCUCACGGUAUUUAAUUACUUAUCGGACUUUCACAGCGGUGGUCCACUCUGAGUAUUCAACAUCUUCGAGGAAAAUAUUUUUGAUCAUUCCCCUUCAACUUGUUUUAAGACGUUCGUAAAAUUUCUUUGCACUCAUCCAUAUUUGUCUUGAAUGAUCUACUCUCGGUUGAGUAUCCUUGAGUCUACCUCAUUUUGCAGUUUUCUUAGAAAUAAUUUCAUGUUAUAUCUCAGCUAUUCUUGAAACGACUUGUUUUCUGCUAGCGGGAUUUAAAGCAAUCACUUAGCCCUCCAUGAAAAGUUCUCUCUCAAAUAAUCGCUCUCCUUUGAAACAUGAAAAUGGAUGGAAAUAAUUGCCCCAGUUUGAGAUUAAACGAAAUAAUGGUGCAGCAGUUGCGGUAAAUUUUAAUUAGAAAUCACUUCAAAUAAGAUCAACUAAAAUGAACCAAAACAGCCUCUAAAAAUAUGAGCUAAUCAAUUUAGACUAUACAAAGUAAAGUUAUUUUACGACCAAUAUCUUGAGGGCAUUUAGAGUGAUGGAAAGAUUUGGUUGUUUCUUCUCUCGAAGCUUUUAUCAUUCCACUCGGUUACUAAUAAGCUACGAAAUGUUGCAUAGUCAGUGGUAAAACAUCAAGGGAUGUAGGCGGUCUAGAGUAAAGCGAGUCAAUGUCUACCAAAACGUGAUAAGUUUCAAAUAAUUUAUGUCGUAAUUGAGCAUUCUCAAUUUGGUUUUUCCUCCAAGGUAGCAUCAAAAUCCAUGUUGCGUUGUUUGAAAGACCUUGGUAUCUGAAGAUAGCCUGCAGCUUUCCUUUCAAAGUGAUCAAUAGUUCAAAUCCAGACUCACUCUAUUGGCAAGGUUUUGAAGCUGAACAACGUUAUUGCCGAUUGGUUCAGUUCAGUUGUUGAUCUCUCAGUUCCGGUCAGCUUGCCUUCCCCGCCGAUAUCUUUGUGGGUACAAUAUAUUUUUCCGAGAGAAUCACGGUAUUUAAGCACGUGCUACGCGUAAACAAUCGGACCCAACAGAAAUUUCAGGUAAAGCAGGUUAUUGCUCAUCAAAUGAAGGCACGAAAAAACAUGAUCAUAAUAAUGAGAAGAAUGACAUUUAAACGGAAAGAGCUUCGCUGCUCCUUAAUGUGUCUUCCCUCUUCGCGAGAAGUCGAAGAGCUUUUCGUUUUGGAGUGACCAUCCUGCGGCCAUUUUCUUUUCCAUGGUGUAAUGCAGAAUAAUGUAUACCACGAUAGUAACGAGAACAACACUGCACCUCAGGCGGUGUGCGCACUCUGAUUACGUUGCAUCAUGGUCGUAAAACGAAAAGCGAGUCAUUUACAUCCUGUCGCGGUUGAGUGAACAUCUCUGGUGGCAGCAAGAUAGCGCGAAUAAACGUGGAAUGUAAUGGGGAUUCACUGCCUGUUGCCAUUCCUUCCAAAGUUAAAAAUUUUUGGAAGGCCUGCGCGACUCCUGUUAUUCCUCCGUGAUAAAUUCGUUGUUAGGAGGCAACUGAAGAGAUUCAGAAAGAAUCGCAACUGCAGCCUUGCCCAAGAAUCUAUUCAUUUGGCAGCAGUUACACUCACAGCCGAUGGUUGUGUGAAUAAUAUAAAAUUCGCGAGUUAUUUAACAGGGAAUCAACCCUUGACAUGCAAACUCAUUACAAAGAGACAGCUACCUUCUUAUACACCUAUUAUUUUUCAUGUCAUACACUUAAAGGCGUAAAUACGGGAUUCGCAAAAGGAGAAGCGUUACGCCUUUUAAGACCAAAUUCGUCACGCUCAACGUUUAAUAAAAAACGUACAGAUUUUCAAAUAUGCUUAAAAGAAUAGAGAAUACUUAAAAUAAGGUUCUCUGGAGUUAUCUUCUACGGUAGAGGCAGUAUACUUGAAAACAAAGAAAAUAGCGCGCACACAUGAAAAUAUUACCUUUUGUAACAAUCUCAUUCGGCUUUGCCAAACCUCAAGAACGUACCUACAGGGAAAUUACACCUUAAAACUAACCCUUAUUAUCACAUCGCGAAGGAAAGUAAUUAAAAGAUAUCUUAAUAACAGCUAACUUUUCAGGUCAGAAGAUCUAAAAGCGCAAACGAAUGGCAGGAGUCUCAAGUGACUUCUUUCAUUGCUCUAAUUCAACUGUCCUUCAUUCAAUGAUCAAGAUCGUAGAUUUACCAUACAAAACUCGCGAUUAGUUAAUCUGCUUCUACUUAGGAAAGUAGAUUUACGACACAAUUGGGUGUACAAUAGUAACGAUGUGUAAAGCAACAAUAGGCCUUUUCUUGGUCAUAAUCGGUCUCAAACACUAGCACUAAAAAAUGCGUGAAACACAUGUACCGUUGGAGAGUGUUUAGUCAGAACUGUUGAAGAAGGAUCAAAGCGGCCAUCCAAAUCUUUGAAAGGCUCCGAACUAUAACGUACAUCAAAUUUUACCUUCUCGAAACUGGUCUCCAAUUACGUACCAAAAAACAGUGAUUGCGUUUGUCCUUGAGAACCAUAAAAUACGCGACAAAUACGUACAAAAUAUACUUUUACACAUUCAGAAUAAAUCAGGUUACAUUUACCUAUGGUGAAAGGAAAAAGGAGCGGCCUAACUUUUACAAAAUGUUCAGUCAAAAUCUGCCGAUUUCUGCCGCUUUCACCGCCAUAUUGAAAAUGAAGCUACCACAAUGCAAAGCAAUCGGAGUGCGCACACCGCCUGAGUGCACCUAUAAAAGAAUAAGUCGAUGACGUCCUUGGUCUUCUGUGAAACACCCAUUAGAGGUAAACAACAGAUAAGCGUGUGAUAAGGAUAUACUGCAACAACGCUAAUGAAGGUUUUCUACUUUGUAAUCAUGCGGCCGUACUUCAGAGGCGAUACCACCACGAUAUACUGCGUUAAUGUGAAAGCAAAAACGAUGCAUAGCGAUAUUGAGACUGGAAAUACCGAAAAAUAACCUGCAAAUUCCAUCUGAAGAGCACAAUUUCUCUUCAAAGGAUGCUGAAAGUACAAAAAGCAUGAAACAGGUGGCAUAGAUAGGUUCUUGUAUCAAUGCUGUCAGGGGAUACACGAUGGCCAAGCCGAUGAUAAAGUUGGUGGUUGGAUCGCGGAUAAUCCUGAGUGGAUCGACGAAAAAAGUUACAAGAAUGAAACUGUUUGCCAGGAUUGUCACGGGCGAAACUAUUAUGAUAAAGAUAAUAUGAACCAAAUGCUGCUUUGGAAAAAGUAUCCACAAGUCCCAUCGCGAGCGUUGAAGUAAUGGAACUCGGUACAAUGUGCGUAGCGAAAUGGUCUUCAUCGAAUACAGCUUCAUUUAACAGGUUUGGAAUUGGAUACCUUGAAGAACUUUGCGAAAGCUAAAGUAGGAGUUGUUACAUGUGGCAUUCAUCUUUUCCCUAGCCUGGUCAUGCGAACCUAACGAAGUUAAGUAAAUAAACUCUUACGGCGUGAUUGGCGAUGCGGCAGCCCUUAGUGUAUAAGAUGUUUUUGUCACCCAAUCGAUGCUAAAAGAAGCCCGCUGGUAAACCGUUGCAUAUUUAACAGUGGCCAGUAGGAAAAGAGAGAGACAUUUUGUUGUCACUAAUGGUUCAGCAGGACAGAAAUGAAAAUUCCUUUUUGCUGUGGAUCUUACUCAUCAGAUCAUUUCCCACGCCUUUUUGGUCUCUAAAACCACAAAAAAAUAAAUCUAUCCUAGAGGAGAUAUCCAAAAUGUUAUCUUGCAUUAUCUCCUGGGGAUCCUCCGAGAGCUAAAAUAAUGUCAGCUCCAACUUCAUCUAAGAUGUAAUCGAACGUACCUUGCACUUGGAAAUAUAUUUCUUGAAUGGUAAAGUCUGCUGUUGAAUACCCAUUGAGUUCAUAUGUUUCAGUUGCCUUAGUGAUACGUUCGUAUAACUCUUGAGUUAUUGCUGAAAUUACUUCUUGAUUCUCGCGGGCAAAAUUUGAAGUAAUCACCUCCCUCGUAAAUAAUUUCUCUCUAAGACAAUUGCUCUCGUUUCGAGAAAACAAAUAAAUGCUGUAAUUGCCCCAGCUGGUAUCCAAAGAAAUAAUGGUACACCAAUUGCAAAAAAUUGAUUAUAGCUGAACGCUCUGAAAAAGAACCCCAUAAAUUAUCCUGAAUAGCUGUGAAAAGUGUAAGGCUAAUCUAAUAUGUAAAAUAUUAGAUCUCGAUAACCUUUCUACAGUUUCAAACUCGAUUUUCUUUCAAUUUCUUAGAGUCUAUUUCAAUAGAAGGUUAGAGUGGUAUUAAGGUAAUUUCGUGAGCAAAGAUAGUCACUUUUUGAUCUCCUUCGUCAGUUUGAAAUAUUGCAAAACAGAAGAUGACAAAUCGCAAAAAUGAACACAAAUAAGAGAACCGUAAACACGAUGCGCGAUUUCCUUGUCACGAAUGUAUAUUGCAAUAAUCCUGUAGAAGGAACGAUCGUAACAAGGAGUUGUGUGAAUAAAAUUUUUCAGUUUCCGCCAGUCCCUUGUGUUUUGAACGAGGGCCCUGCUACUCAUGAGUGCAAUUAGAUGUGCGCAUCAUUUUUUAGGGGGGAAUUUGGCAGUGUCGUGGUAUGGAAGAUCACCAAAUAGCGUCAUGAAAAUUUUAUUGCUCGUGCUGCUGUAUUAUUGUGCCCAUAUAUAUCACCAUUUAAGUCAAGGCUUUAGUAACGUUAUUUGACCUAAUAAUCUGCGCCUCUGGAAAUGUACAGCUGCUCUGAAACAUUGAAUUGGUUUGUCAAUGCAGGCAAGCCGACAGUUUUUGCCUUAAUUACCCUAGGCUCUUGGUAGCCCAAAUUAGACGAAAAACCCACAAAUUCAGUUGCUUUGCGGUACCGACAAAAUGAUUUUUCUUGGCUUAAUUUUCGACCGGCAUGUCCAUGGCUCUAUACCGUAUAGUUUCACAGACAAAGUGACUACCGACCAAUUAUCUUAGCACCGACAAACAGACUACGAAUACUUUUAAUGACGAAUCAAACGUUCUGUCGAGUGCAAAGCAAGCCUGAAGAAAUUAAUUUCAGUUAUUCACUUGAAAUGAAUAAUAGCGUUGGAAAGCGAAUUGUUUUCCAUAUUCUAUCCUUCAGGUUUUUAAGGUUCAAAUACAAUAAAGUCUUCCCUUAUACAAUGCAUCAGUAAAGGUGGGGGCGGCAGUAUUUUCUCGUCGUUGUAUCCUAUAUACAGGAGCAGUUUUGUUAUUUGCGGGCAUACUAGGGUGUUUCUAUACCACGAUAGUCAUGAAGUUGUUUCUUUUCUUUUAUCGUAACAAUGUUGGGUCAGGUUUACUCUAUGAUACCUUUUCACUAUAAGCUCCUUGUUCACUGUAAAUAUAUCCUUUUGUAAAUAGCUGAGUAUAAGCAUUCGUUGAGGUCCAAUCUCCGUAUCCUGCUAAGGUCUACUGUUUGAUAGAGCUUUUCAAAUAUUUGGUAUUUGUCGCUUUACGAAAUAUCCAGAUGGAAAAUGAAAUUCCCUGCUAUGCUGAAUGAUUUGUUCUUCUUUGAUCCCAACACGUGCGGACCUCCACUGAAAUAAUUGAACUUAUUACAAAAGGCACAAAUUCGGUGCAAUUUCAAAAUUUAAAAGGCUUAGCACAUCUUACAAUAAAAUACUUGGCUUGAUGGCUAUGUCUAAGUUCGUAAUAAUUGCGACACAGCGUCUUAUGUCCAUGGUAAACAAAUUGUGAAAUCAAUUAUUAUGAGUCACAUAAACGCAAAACAGGUUAAUAAACGAAUGAGGAAAGUAUUUUCACGCUAAUAAUUUCUUCCGCGCUCUGAUCAUCAUUUUUGAAAUGAACCUGACUUGUGCAAAUUAUUCCUUGCUCAACAUAGGCGUUGAUUAUUUCAAAGAGCUACAACAGAGCCAAAAACCUUCAAAUUCUUCAGUUUGCGCGAGGGCAGCUGGCUUUAAUUCACAGAAAGAGAUGAUGCAUGUUGAGGAGUUUUCAAAGGCAGCUUUCGGCUCGUCCAUCUUUAUCAUCAUAGUUUCGCCCAUGACAAUCGUGGCCAACAGUUUGCUUCUUGUAACUUUUCUCGUCGAUCCACUCAAGAUUUUCCGCAACCCAACCAGCUACUUUCUCAUCGGUUUGGCCAUCGUGGAUCUCCUAACAGCACUGAUACAAGAACCUAUCUAUGCCACCUGUUUUAUGCUGAUGUACUUUCAGCAUCCUUCGUGGACGAAAUGUGCACCUUGGAUGGAAUUUGCAUCUUAUUUUUUGACAUUUUCAAUCUCAGUAUCGGCAUCUAUCGUUUUUGCCUUUACAUUGACGCAGUAUGUCGUGGUGGCAUCGCCUCUGAAGUACGGCCGCAUGAUUACAAAGAAGAAAGCUUUCAUUAGCGUUGUGGCUCUAUACCUCUAUCAUACGCUUAUCUGUUGUUUACCUCUAAUGGGUGUUCCACGGAAGACCAUAGACGCCAUCGGCUUAUUUUUUUACAACUACGCUGUUGUUCUCGUUACCAUCGUGGUAUACGUUAUUCUUCAUUACACCAUGAAAAAGAAGAUGACCGCAGGGCGCUCACUCCAAAACGAAGGCUCAUCCACUUCUCGCGAGGAAGGAAGACACUUUCAGGUGCAGCGAAGCUUUGUCCGUUUAAACGUCGUUCUUCUCAUUAUUAUGAUCAUGUCUUUCCUGCCUUCAGUUAUACUCAUGACAAUCAGAUUUUUUCUGGACGACAUAUUUACUGCUCGGAAUGGGAUACGGGUUCUAGUUGCAAAUUUGAUGACCGAUAACCUGCUUUACCUGAAAUUUCUGUUAGAUCCGAUUGCCUACGCGUGGCGCAUGUCCAAGUACAGGAAGUCUCUA
Messenger RNA from Pocillopora meandrina, 9457 nucleotides. The record is from the annotation of a GenBank genome assembly. Lineage: Eukaryota; Metazoa; Cnidaria; Anthozoa; Scleractinia; Pocilloporidae.